CUCUUAAUAUUGUUUGAAUAUCAUUUGAUUGAUGUUGAAGUUGGAUCGAGGUUUUUUGAUGUUGAUUUUGUUGAAGUUGAGUUUAUUGAAGUUGAGAUUGAAGUUGGGUCGAAGUUUGUUGAAGUUGAGUUUGUUGAGGUUGAUUAUGUUGAGGUAGAACUUGUUGGAAAGGUUGGGUUGAAAGAGAGGUUUGAAGUUGAUUUUGUUGAAAAGAAGGUUGAAAAGAAG
Molecule: messenger RNA, 228 nt
Organism: Funneliformis geosporum
Lineage: Eukaryota; Fungi; Glomeromycota; Glomeromycetes; Glomerales; Glomeraceae
Source: the annotation of a GenBank genome assembly